Branchiostoma belcheri (Belcher's lancelet) is the source of this 1365-nucleotide messenger RNA. RefSeq names its product alpha-1,3/1,6-mannosyltransferase ALG2-like. The transcript is spliced from 5 exons. NCBI's taxonomy places the organism in Eukaryota, Metazoa, Chordata, Leptocardii, Amphioxiformes, Branchiostomatidae. The record is from RefSeq and is a predicted model, not a curated record. Gene Ontology annotation, molecular function: GDP-Man:Man(1)GlcNAc(2)-PP-Dol alpha-1,3-mannosyltransferase activity; alpha-1,3-mannosyltransferase activity. Bases 1 to 1302 code for a protein of 433 amino acids.
AUGGUAAAAGUCGUUUUUCUGCACCCUGACUUGGGCAUCGGCGGCGCCGAAAGGCUUGUAGUGGAUGCAGCGCUCGCUCUGAAGUCCCGCGGGCACGAGGUCCACUUCCUGACGGCCCACCACGACCCGGGCCACUGCUUCCCGGAGACUCGGGACGGCUCGCUGCGAGUCACCGCCGUGGGAGACUGGCUGCCCCGGUCCGUGUUUGGGCACUGCUACGCGCUCUGUGCGUAUCUGAGGAUGGUGUUUGCUGCACUCUGGCUUGUCGCUGGUAGUGGGUGGGAGUAUGAUGUCGUCUUUUGCGAUCAAAUCUCCGCCUGUGUACCGUUUCUAAGGUUGAACCGUUGGUCCCGUGUGAUUUUCUACUGCCACUUCCCCGACCAGCUGCUAACCCAGCGUCACAGCAUGUUAAAGCGGCUGUACCGAGCUCCUAUAGACUGGUUAGAGGAGACCACAACUGGCAUGGCUGACUGUGUGCUGGUCAACAGCAACUUCACAGCUGGUGUGUUCAGGGACACCUUCACGUCCUUAUCACAAGUGACCCCCGCCGUGCAGUACCCCUCACUGAACUUUUCCGCUUUCGACGCUCCCGUGGACCCCCCUGGUGACCUCAUCCCGCAGGGGUCGGGGGUCGUCUUCCUGUCAAUCAACCGCUACGAGAGGAAGAAGAACCUUGGUCUGGCUAUCAGAGCACUUGGAAAGCUGAAGGAAAAGCUACCAAAAGACAAAUGGCCAACAGUGCACCUCAUCAUGGCAGGUGGCUACGACAAUCGUGUCGUAGAAAACGUCGAACACCACCAAGAACUCGUAAAACUCGCGGAAGACCUCGGACUCUCGGACCACGUGACUUUCCUACGCUCCUUCAGCGAUGCCCAGAAGAGAACUCUCCUCUCCCACAGCACUUGCCUCCUGUACACCCCUAGUAAUGAGCAUUUUGGUAUAGUCCCUUUGGAGGCCAUGUACAUGAAAUGCCCUGUGAUCGCUGUUAACAGCGGCGGCCCUUUGGAGACCGUAGGCGACAAAGAAACCGGCUUUCUCUGUGACCCUGAAGCAGAGAGUUUCGCCGCGGCAAUGCAGAAGUUUGUGGAUGACAAGGAUUUGUCAAAGAAGUACGGAAACGCGGGAAGAGAUCGGGUGGAAAAGAAGUUCUCGUUCGAAGCGUUCACGCAGCAGCUAAAUAAGGUAGUGGGAGAUACCAUGAAGCUGGACCCAAGGGGGGGUCGGGUGUUGACAGUAUUCGUGACUCUACUGUUCAUAGGAGGGGUGGGCCUUGCAUUUAUCCUGGGCCAACUGUUAGGAUAGAAGGGGAAUAUCAAAGAUUUUGAACAAAAUGUCAUAAUUCAGCAUAGCUUUUACAUCUUUGUA